This is a messenger RNA of Grosmannia clavigera kw1407, 1113 nucleotides long. Its product is annotated as alpha-ketoglutarate dependent xanthine dioxygenase. Gene Ontology annotation, molecular function: oxidoreductase activity. The transcript is spliced from 2 exons. The record is from RefSeq and is a predicted model, not a curated record. Bases 1 to 1113 code for a protein of 370 amino acids. NCBI's taxonomy places the organism in Eukaryota, Fungi, Ascomycota, Sordariomycetes, Ophiostomatales, Ophiostomataceae.
AUGGGGUCCGUUGGAAUUGAAAUGACACCUCUUCCCAAGCCUUUCCCUGGAUCGGCCGUCGACUUUGGAGUCGAGCUAUCCGGAAUCGACGUUGGAAAUCUCACUGAUGACACAUUUGCCAUUAUUCGCUCCGCUCUGUACCAACACAAUGUAGUCUUGAUCAAGAACCAGCACUCACUGUCUUCGCGUGUUCAGUGCGAAUUGACCUCUCGAUUUGACCCAGACGCCAACGUUUACAGCCAUGGAAAGAGCAUCGACAAGCGGAGUGUCCUGCACAAAGACUUGACGACCAUCCCGUCUGAGCCCAAGGUCCAGGUGAUCGGACACGGCUCUGUCAAGUCAUUUGAAGGGCUGGAGGAUCUCAAGCUCACGCAUCCGCAUCACAAGAACUUUCACAGGCAUCCGAUCCCGGCCGAGGACGAUCUCCAGUACACACACUUUUACCGCUGGCAUAUCGACUCGGCCAUGUAUGAUCUUGACCCUCCUCUGGUCACUUCGCUGUUCGCAGCUAGCGUUCCCAAGGGAAGGCGCCAGAUCUGUCGCUAUGAUGACGGCAGUGGAGAAGAGAUGGAGCUUCCACUGGGCACAACGGCAUUUGUCAGCGGCUACAGGAUGUACGACUUGUUGUCCGAAGCAGACAAGGAGUUUGUCCGAACCAGCACAAUCGAAUACGGGGCGCAUCCAUACAUUUGGAUGAGCAGGGCUAAAUCCAGAUCCAACGGACUCGGACUGCUGUCAGAAGGUCUAGAGCUUCCCGAUGACGAGCUCCCAGCCAUCGAGUGGUCGAAGAUCAGGCGGUAUCCCAUGGUCUGGAAGAAUCCAGAGACUGGAAAACUUGCUAUGAUGGUGUACCCAACACCAGUCCGCAAGAUUCAUCUGCAGGAUGGAACUGUGAUGGAUGAGCUGGAACAGGUCAGAGAGACCAUCUACCGUCUUCAGCGACCAGCCAUCAGCCCCCAGUUUGUGCAGACAGUAGACUGGCAGGAGGGCGACUUGGUGCUGUUCAACAACCACGGGCUUCUGCAUUCUAUCACUGGCGCGUUUGCAGAGAACGAGGUCCGUCUCUUCCGGCAGUGCAACAUGGCAGCAAGCAGGCCUCCUCUGGGCCCAUAG